GCGCCUGCCCCGGGCGGCGGUGGGUCGAUAGUAGGUGCGGGCCAGCACCUGGGCGGGCCUUGCCCUGGGUACUUUGGCACCGGAACGGAGAGAAGCUGGCCCCGCCUUGAAGCUCCCAAGCUGGGGAUCGAAGUGGGCUCUCCAGGCUUCUACGCGGUCAAGGGGGAGAGCAAGACGGCCCUGGCCCUGGCCACGCGGUUUCCAAAUUCGAAGACAUCGCACCCGGCCAGGGCCGCCGCCGCCAGGGUGCCAGCCUGGCAAUUGAGGACAGGGAGCGUGCCCAGGCCCUAUUUUGGGGGGUCCCAGUCGAGGAAGGCUCUGGCUGCCUGGGAACCCCAUCUCGGUGGAGUGGGACAUUCAGUAGAUGUGCUGCAUGUCCAGCUGUGAAGAGCGGGUGAUCUGAGGUGUGGAGUACCUUUGGGUCCCCUGCAGGCCCCUGACCAGACCGCGGAGGCACCGAGGAGCCCGCCAGCUCUGACCCGCGCGCCGCGCCCCGCAAAAGGGGACGGACCCGCCAGCUCUGCCCCGACAGACGCAGCCCUGCCAAUGGCCCGGACGCUGACGGUCGCUGUCGCCCUCGGUUGCAUCAGCCUCCUCCACCUGCAGCUCCCAAGCGCGCGCUCCGGCAGCCUGCGCGGGGACCCUAGGCCCGUGCGAGCCAGGGACCCCCCGGCCCGGACCCCCAGUGGCCUGCAGCCUCGGCACCCUCACCCGCCCCCCCAGCCACCCGAGAGGGCCAGCCUGGCCUCUGCCAUGGGCCGACCCCUCCAGGCUGGUGGCCGACAGCACCCAGGCCUCCGGAGACACCCAGGCCUCCGGAGACCCCACGCCCAGCUCCUGCGGGUGGGCUGUGUGCUGGGAACCUGCCAGGUCCAAAACCUCAGCCACCGCCUGUGGCAGCUGGUAGGGCCAGCUGGCCGGCGCAACUCAGCUCCUGUGGACCCCAGCAGCCCCCACAGCUACGGCUGACUUGGGCCCUGGAUACCCUUCAGUCCCAGCACAGCUGGAGCAAGGCACCUGGAUCCCAGAGCUGUGGAGGAGCUCCCUACCUGGUCAGCCCCUAGAGCUGUGGGCAGCAGCUGGUCCUGCAGCAACUGUGCCCACACAGCUUUGGACACGUAAACCCAUGCACGCGUGCAGACCCAGCUGGUCACACGGGAUCUGCACACUGUGGGGCUGAGCAGCCCAGAACUAUUCACACGCUGGGGACAGGUUCUGGGCAGAGGUGGCUGACAGCAUUGGGCUGAGGGUAGGGGACUGCCUUGUCAGAGGGUAGGGGACUGCCUAAAUCAGGGAGCAGAAGUCAGGGUCCUGGACACAUAGGGCCCUUCUGAGCAAGUCGGAGGGGCUGAAGAGGCCCAGUGGGGCCUACUGUGGGCCUGGCUGGUGCUGCUCCCCAGUGUGGCUCACCUCCAUGUACAACCUCAGCUGGGCCCAGGGCCUCUCCCUGCCUAUGCCCUGAAACACAAUGACAAUGUUCCCCAGGACUGGAUUAGGGACAUGGUUGUGAAGGACUUCUGCAGUGCCCAUUGCCAAACCUGGAGCUCAGGCUGAAGGAGGUGGUGGAGACCCCUCUGGGUCCCCUGUGGGCAGCCAGGGAGGUGGCACAGGGGCUCCAGGCCACUUCUGAGCCAUUCUGGGCCAAGGCAGAGUGGACACUCCCCUUCCUACCUGGGGGUGGGGGAGGACGUGGGGAGGGGACAUGAUCCCCCACCAAAAACAAAAAGUAGAAAAGAAGGAUCUAAGGAAUACUGUGUCGCCUUGAGGAGGAUUGGGAGCAGCCAGAGAGGCCGGCGCUCCAUAGGCAACCCAUGUGGGCACCUGUGGGCCAUGAGUGGGGAUGACAGAGGCCAGGCAGGCUCACUUCUCUGCACCCUGCCAUGAGCCAGGCAUCCUUGAGUGUCAGCAAGGAGAAUCACAGGCAAGGAGCAGAGUUCUUGGUGCGUGCCUGUCCCCGAUGGGGCUUUUGCCUGUGUUGGUUACGUCACAGUCAUCCUUUGGUACUAGCUGGCAGAACCCAGGUUCAGAAGGGUUGUUUGUCUCUUAGCAGGUGUUCACACACCAUUUAAUUUGCAAGUGCUUGCCAGCAUCACUCUGUCAGCCGCCCGGGUGGAGACACCCCACUACCUCAGCCAUGUUGUGGUCAGGGAUGUGCCCUGGUCACUGCAAUGGCUACCUUCAGAGCCUGCACCCAGGGUCCCUGGCAGGCCAUCCCUUGGGUCCUGGAAGUGACCCUCUAGGUUCCUGUCCUGUGCUCUCAGGCAACUCAAGGGCCACUUGGUCCAGGUGACCCACCUUUCCUGCACUGGGCCCUGGGACUGAGUGGGCCUUACUGCACAGGGAGGCAGACCAGGCAUGAUAGUAUAAGGCGAUCCCUGUGCUGGCAGCACAGUGAGACAGAGAAGCAGGCUCUCGCUGAGUUUGGGGGAAGCAGGGCUCCCCAGGCAAGAAGCUGCUCUGGGGAUGGGGGCCCCAGCAGCUGAGUGGGGCUGGAGUCCUGUGAGAGGCCAGCAGCCCAGCCCUGGGUCUCAUGCCCUGUGGCCACUGAAGGAUGCUAUAGAGGCAGGUGGGCAGUGGUGACAGACCAUGGGGACCUGGGAGUGAAGGCAGAAAAGAGCCCAGGGCCCGGGGGGCAGGGGCAGGAGCUCAGUCCCGAGACACGACUCUCAUGCUCAGCCAAGGCUCCCUGUGCACUGGGCAGAGUCCAGCCUCACAUUCCACUCCUCAGCACAAAAUGUUCCCCCUUCUAGGAACACCUUCCACCUCUCACCCCCAUCCUGUGCCCUCCGGCCCAGACUCCAGGUUGGGCUGCAGGUCUUCAGAAUUCUACCCACGAAUGGUCUCAGCCGAAACCCCUGAGCCUUGGGGUCCUCCUGAAGUGGGAUGGCUGUGGCCCCCACUGUCUAUACCUGUCACCACCUACAGCCUUGCAUCUGGUGCAGUGCCAGGUCCCACACCACGCCUGAUAUUCUGGGAUGCCCCUCUCAGUUCAGAAGGCGCGGCCUCUACCUCCGCCGCACAAACUCCCGGCUCCACCCUCCCACUGCCCUUCUCACACUGAGGUAUAUCCUGUUGGCCUGUUCCCAGAACCCCUCCGGGCACUGGUGCCUUCUCUUGACUGGGCACCACCUGUUUUGGGGGCAAUAUCUGUAGCCUCCUGGAGCUCCUCACCCUCACCUCCACUCUCCCACAGACACAGACAGGAAAUACGUCACAGGUGCAUGUGACAGGCUGCAGCUUGCUGUCUUCAGUGGUAAGGGGUCUCCCCAACAUCUGUUCUCACACAGCUGCAUGAGGAAUCUGUUGUAUACAAGGUCAACUACAGGCUUCUUGCCCGGAGCUCUGACCCUCGUGAUCUACCCUGUCAGGCUCUCCACUCUGCCCUCUUCCUGUGGAAUGGUCGCUUGCCAGGCAGGCACAGCUGUCCGCUUGGUCCCUGCUGUGUUCUCAGGACCAGCUGACCAGGCAGCUCUGUUUGUUUUGGUACCGGGGAUCGAACUCAGGUCCUCGUGCUUGCACAACAGGCGGCCAAACCACUGAGCUAAAUCCCCGGCCCUACCAUGCAGCUCUGUUGCCUGAGUCCUGGUGAGGGGCACAUGGAGGACCUCGCCAGGAGCCCGGCAGUCUCCUCCCCAAACUUCAGAUGGGCCCCUGUCCUUGCUGGGCCUGCCUAGCCCUCGCCCAGGAUGAGCAAGAAUCUUCCCACCCUCUCUACCUGGCCACCUCCCUCCAUAGGAAUCCAGCAAGGGACUCCAGAACCCUCCUAGCCUUGGUACCACAGCAAUUGCUCACUGACUCUUACUCUGCUCAUUGGUUGUGAAUCCCCAGCUGUGCUAAUGCCGGUUGUAUCCAGUCAUCUCCCUGGGCCUAUUGCAACCCUUUUUUUUUUUUUGCAAUACUCUUGAAUAAAGUUUUCCUUGCCAUUUUAA
Heterocephalus glaber (naked mole-rat) is the source of this 3929-nucleotide messenger RNA. The record is from RefSeq and is a predicted model, not a curated record. Lineage: Eukaryota; Metazoa; Chordata; Mammalia; Rodentia; Bathyergidae.